Molecule: messenger RNA, 3750 nt
Organism: Myxocyprinus asiaticus (Chinese sucker)
Lineage: Eukaryota; Metazoa; Chordata; Actinopteri; Cypriniformes; Catostomidae
Product: peroxisomal carnitine O-octanoyltransferase-like
Exons: 17
Coding region: 168-2006 (612 amino acids)
Cellular component (GO): peroxisome
Molecular function (GO): carnitine O-octanoyltransferase activity
Source: RefSeq, a predicted model, not a curated record
AAUUGGGGCAAAGGUAACGGGAACGAUUCCCGAUUCGGCGUAGAAUGUGCACACUGAGGUUGCAGGGUGUUCAAUAAAAUAUCAAAAAGCGCUGUUUCACCAGUGUAAUUGCAUAACCGUUCCUGGUUUAGGAUUAUUAUACUGAUCCGUCUCGUUGAGCUGAAAUAAUGGAUAGUCAGAUCUUCGAGUCCGCUGCUGAGCGGACGUUCCAGUAUCAGAGCAGCCUUCCUCCUCUACCUGUGCCCUCUCUACAGUGCACACUAAGCAAAUACCUGGAUGCAGUUAGGCCUUUCGCAUCUGAGGAGGAGUUUCGAGCCACAGAGGCCAUCGUGAAGCGCUUUGAGAGGGGUGCCGGGCAACUGCUCCACCAGAAGCUUCUACAAAGAGCCAAAUCCAGGUGCAACUGGCUUGAGGAUUGGUGGCUAGAUUCGGCAUAUCUAGAGUUGCGCAUCCCCUCUCAGCUGAAUGUAAAUUUUGGGGGACCUACAGCCUACCUGGAGCACUGCUGGCCUGCAUGCGAGGGAGCCCAGCUGGAGAGGGCCAGCAUGGUUUUGUGGAUCACCCUCCAGUACUGGGAGCUUAUCCGCACGGAAAGGCUUGCCGUUCAUAAAGCAGGAAGUACGCCCUUUGACAUGGAUCAAUUCCGCAUGCUCUUCUGCACCUGUAAAGUGCCUGGUGUUACUAAAGACACCAUCCUCAACUUCUUCAAAACAGAGAGUGAGGGACCAUGUCCUUCUCAUAUAGUGGUGAUGUGUCGGGGGAGGGUAUUUACAUUUGAUGGACUCUGUGAUGGACGUAUCCUCACUCCUCCAGAGCUGUUGAGGCAACUCACUUACAUUAAAGAGUGCUGUGAUGGAGAGCCAGAGGGGGAUGGAGUGGGUGCUCUGACCACUGAGGAAAGGACCCGCUGGGCCAAGGCACGGGAGUAUUUGAUCUCCAUCGAUCCUGUAAAUAAGAACAUAUUGGAGACUAUUCAGAGUUCUCUAUUUGUACUCUCCCUGGACGAUGACAAAUCCUAUUCCACCCCUGAAAACUACUCAAAGUUAACCCAGCUGGCAUUGACUGGUAACCCCACUAUCCGCUGGGGUGAUAAAUCCUACAAUCUGCUCUCCUUCUCAGAUGGGACCUUUGGUUCAAAUUGUGAUCAUGCCCCCUAUGAUGCCAUGGUGUUGGUGUCUCAUGGCUACUACAUAGAUCAAAAGCUGAAGGCCUGUGGUGGGGUAUGGAAGGGUUCAGAGGUUGUGCGUGAUCUGCCUCUUCCAGAGGAAUUGAUUUUCACUGUGGACGAAAGAGUCAGAAGGGACAUCGCCCUGGCUAAAGAACAAUACAGCAAAAGUUCUCAGGACCUGCAGGUUGUCUCCUAUGCCUUCACCUCUUUUGGAAAAGCAGCCAUUAAGAAAAGAAAGCUCCACCCAGACACGUUUGUACAGCUUGCUUUGCAACUAGCCUACUACAGACUACAUGGAAAACCUGGUAGUUGCUACGAGACAGCCACCACACGGCGAUUCUUCCAUGGACGCACAGAGACCAUGAGGCCUUGCACUGUGGAGGCCCAGCACUGGUGCAGAAUGAUGCUCAACCCUGCAGCCACUAGAGAAGAGAAAAGACAUGCCCUAAUUGCAGCCUUCAACAAACAUAACAAAUUGAUGGGAGAGGCACAGAAUGGAAAAGGCAUUGACAGACACCUCCUGGGCAUGUACCUGAUUGCUAAGGAGGAGGGUCUUCCUGUGCCUGAACUGUACACAGAUACACUCUAUGCUAAAAGUGGAGGAGGAGGGAAUUUUGUGCUUUCUACUAGUCUUGUGGGCUACACUACAGUGCUGGGAGCAGUUGCACCAAUGGUGCACCACGGAUAUGGAUUUUUCUACCGUAUCCGUGAUGACAGAAUUGUUGCAUCCUGUACCGCUUGGAAGUCCAGUCCAGAAACAGAUGCUGAAACCUUUUUCCAGAACCUUUGCACUUCUUUCCAUGACAUUAUGCAUGUCACCACCCUCUCCCAACUGUAAAGGAAAGCAUUCUUAGAAGUAUAUACUAACCUCACUGUUUUAGUUAUGCUAUUGGACAGUGGAGUUCUACAGGGCCUAGAUGUCUCAGGCAUGACCUCACUUUGAUUGCUAUCUGCUAUCAACAUAUGACUUAAUCUGCCAUAAACCAGGAUGUGUCUAGAUUUGAAAAGGGUGACUUGCUUCCUUUUAUGGUUCUAUUUAGAGUUGUAAAUACUUGACUAUUGCAGAGAAAUCGGAAGUUUCUUUGGGCAAGAAUCAUAUUGAGAUGAUUGUUGAUUUUUCAGAAAUAUCUUGAAUAGUUUAGUACAGCAGGUGCUUUAAACUUUCACGUGCCUUCAGUUAGUCAUGUAUAAUGUAUAGUUUAAAUCAGGAAAUGCUGAAGAUUUCUAACCUAAUGUUUUUGCCCUACAAUAAUAGGAAUACAAUAAACAGAAUUAUUAAUAUAGUGUCAUAGGAAACUAAUGCGCAAGCAUCAUUCAUAACUACACUUGAGGGAGAUGCACACAAUGCAGUUUUAUUUUAAGACGGACAAUAAAAUGCCUCAAGAGACAUGGGCGAAAAAUGGCCCAUGUUUUUGGAACUUGAACAUGGCCUAUUUUAUUGAUAUACUGUUUUAUUUAAAAUACCACACCAGAAUGCUAAGAACUCGUCUGACUGAAUGGCAAGGAACCGCUUGAUAAUAGCACAGCCUACAUGAUGGUUUAUAUGUGAUUUUAGAGCAGAUGAAGAGGUUUUUUUUUUUUUUCAAAGAUAUGCUCCUUAAAAUGUAAUACAUAUAUAGUGUUUCACAUCACCUCACAUUGUUAAUUAUGCACAAAUCAAUGCAAUGGUAAAAACAAACAAACAAUGCAGACAAUUAAUUCCUCUUUAUUUUCUUUAUUUUUUUCAUUUUAAAAAUCGUUUUCAAACUUUAGUGUGGUUAAUUGCACUAGAGGUCAGUCUUAUUUGCACCAACAGAAUAUAAAUUAAUGUUUUAUAUUGUGGAUAUAUGUGCUGAUGUAAAAACAUUUUACUGUUUAUAAACACUUUUUUUUUUUUUUUUUUUUUUUGUAGAUUUAUCCAACCAAAUAAAUAAUGUAAAUUAGUUUGCACUCUUCUACAGUUCUUAGGGAACAUUGACAGUGUUCCUGAGUGGUCAUUUCAAUAGUUUUGUAAACCUGUUCCACAUUGUUAAUCAAACCUUACUUCAAGGAAUGCAUGUCGAUAUGAAUGUGAAUUGUCAACAACUUUACAAAGCUUACAAGUGUGCUCUUUGCCAAUUAAAUACGUAAAUACCCCCAACAAUGCAAGUAUUGAAAAGAAGCGCUUUUGUUGUCAUGCUGUGGAUGGAAGAACUACGUUUAGGAUUCUGGUUGUCUAAUUUCAAAAUGUUACCAUUCCAAUUUGACUCCUCAUUGUUUAAACUUCAGAUAUCCUGACCUGUAUGCAAGCAAUGAAUAAUCCAUGUGUUUGUGUAGUCAUGUCAGCAACCCCCAGAUAUCGUGCAGAAAUAUAUUAUCGAUCAAGAUUUUUUUCCAGUAGCAGAUUACCCCUUUAAUCACCUUUAUUACACCUCAAAUCUAAAUUCUUGCUUGAUGCAUACGUUUGUUUUCUAUUUUAAUUUGUCAUGUUACCUUGACUAUGAGAGCCCUCUGGUUCUGAUUUCAUAAGCAUCUCAGUUUGAAACCAAAUUUUUUGUUAAAGGCUUAUAGAUCCCACGUGUGAACUUUAUUUUACAUAUAAAUAAAUGCAACAAAUCAUUAAA